Ylistrum balloti is the source of this 2613-nucleotide messenger RNA. Its product is annotated as early endosome antigen 1-like. The transcript has 11 exons. The record is from RefSeq and is a predicted model, not a curated record. Lineage: Eukaryota; Metazoa; Mollusca; Bivalvia; Pectinida; Pectinidae. The annotation marks the transcript as partial.
CAAGAGAACUAUCAGAUUCUUUUGGAUAUAUUUCGUGAUCACAAAACUAUGUUCCCGGAUUCAUGGAUAUUUGAAAUCGAACAACUGGCGCCAAUAACGAGUCAGCCUAAAUCAAUUAGUAGAGACUCUACCAGCAGUUCAGGGGAAGAUUACUGGAAGAAUGAAGUAACGCGUUUACAUUCAAUCAUACAAACAAGGGAGAAGAAUAUAGAAGAUCUGGAAUGGGAUUUAAAAACAACACAAAAGAAGCUUAGGGAUAUUGAAAACAGCAUCAAACAUGAUCCAGAAACGGAAUAUCAACAGAAAAGCCUUACUAAAAACUGGACUUUGGAAGAAGAAACUAGGCCAAAGAGCGGUUUACAACAAAGUGGAAUCUACGACGAACAACAGCAGUCAACGCAAGAGAAAGAGCUUGAGAAGUUAAAGGAAACCCAACGUAGCAUAGAUACACUUAAAGAGAAAAUUAUUGUACUACAACAGGGAAGACAACUGGACAGUGAGAAAUUGAAUAAAGAGGUUAACCUUCGGCAAGCGACACAGCAAGAUAAUGAGAAACUGCGGAGACAGCUUACAGAAAGUCGAGAGGAAAUGGAGAAUCUCAUUAAAGAAAGAACAGUUCAUGAGGCCAACGUCCAGAAACUACAACAUGAUUUGGAAACACUUCAAGAGGACAAACAAAGGGAUCACGAAAAACUUAGAAGAUCUGUACCACAGGACACAAGAUCACAGGACAAAAUGCAUUUCACAGGCCAAGGAGAGUUGCCAAUACUCCAAGAGGAGAUCAAGCUCACACAAACAAACCUUAAUCAUCAACAAGAGCUGUUUAACGUAGAACUUGAAAAUGCUUCUUCAAAAAUAAAAGCGCUCGAGAAUCGUGAGGAAGCACUUCAGUCAGAACUAGAUGAUAAGGAGAAAAGGAUCUGCGAACUCGUUUAUGAGAAAGAAAAGAUGAUGAAGGAUUUGGAACGUCAUCAGCAGAUGCACGAGGAUAUCAAUAGUCAACUCCUAAAACUUCAACAGGACAACAACAGCAAAACAUCAUCCAUAGGGACACUGCUGGAAGACAAGGAACAGUUAACACAACAACUUGACGAAAGGAGCAAAGCAAUUCAAGAUGCUGAAACUCUCAUAGACAAGUUAUCAAUACAGACGACAAAUCUGGAAAGUGAAAAAGAAGACAUUGCAAACAUCAGGAGAGGUCAGAUUGAAAAACUCACGGAAGAAACCAGAAAAAUGUCGUUUACAAUUACGGAAUUACGAAAAGAGCUCCAAACACUAGAAAAACAAAUGGGUGACAAUGAAAACAAAUUAAAGACAGUACAGUUAAACAAAGACCAACUGACACAGGACCUGGAAACAGAACGACAGGAGUAUCUGAAUACUCGUACAGACCUGGAGGAACAGAUUGUGGUACUCAAGGAAGAUAAUACUGCUAUAUCGUCAACUGUUGAAAAUUUAAAACAGAAUGUCGUCGAGCUAGAAAGACAAAUGGGUUCAGCGCGGGCAACCCAACAAACACUGACUAGGACGAAAGAGUCACUUGAGGAAGAAAUCCGCGCUCUUCAAAAUGAAAAACAGAAAAUUAUGAAGGAUAUGCAAGCCAAUCUGGACGACUUUAGAGCUGCAAAUGUUGAUCUUGUCUCGAAGAUGGAUGUACUGAAAAAGGAAAAGGAAACAUUGCAGGAGAAAUUGAGCAAAACAAGUACAGCACUCCAAGAUGCUGAAAUACAUACCGACAUGUUAUUAGCACAGACUACAAGUCUGCAACGAGAAAAGGAAGACAUGGAAAAACACAGCAGAGGCCAGAUCGAAAAUCUCACAGAAGAAAAAGGCAAAAUGUCCACUACAAUUACUGAAUUACAAAAAGAGCGUCAAACACUGGAAAAACAAAUUGGUUCACUUCAAGCCACUCUCCUUGUGUUGAAUGUUGAGAAAGAGACACUUGAAAAAGAGGCUGCCACAUUACGUGAGGCGAAGCAAGAACUCUAUAGUGAUAUGAGCGCCAAGCUAAAUGACCUUCGAGCCAUGAAUUCGACACUGACAUCAAACAUUGAUGCGCUGAAAGAAGAAAAGGAAACAAUACAGGAAAAAUUUGAUGCAAAAGACGAUGAGCUGAAGACCAUCCAGCGAGAAAUGAGAGAAGCAGCAGAACGAGCGAAGAGGAAAUCUAUCGUGUUGAGUCUACGAAGUGAGCGGAGUGGAAUGGGAAAAACAAUGGUAGAUAUGGUUACCAGGGAAGUAACUAAGAGUCUGGAUGGUAAAGUGGACAAAACAUGUAUGGACUUAACGAUACAACCCUACCAGUCGUCAGCAGGUACCCCGUAUGGACCCGUGGUGGUCCUGUGUCUCAACAUGUCUAGGGUUGGAACUAAUAUCCAAGAUGCACUGAAGGGAAUCACAGCAAACAAAGACGUGAUCGUCUUGGUACUGCACCAUACCAGCAAAGAUAACCUCUCUUCGCUAACUCCCACCAGUCUCCGCGUGACUGGAAGUGAGUUACGGCAAUUGGGCGGGAUCCUUGACAUGGCGUUCAGCAGCGACAGUGGACUUUAUGAGUGUAAACUUAAUGACACAGCUAUGGAAAAGCUCGCAACCAUUCUGAAAAAGUACUAA